AUGCGUGAAAUCCUCCACAUCCAGGGCGGUCAGUGUGGCAAUCAGAUCGGCGCCAAGUUCUGGGAGGUCGUCUGCACGGAGCACGGCAUCGACUCCACCGGCCGCUACAAUGGCGACUCAGAUCUGCAGCUCGAGCGAGUGAAUGUCUACUACAACGAGGCUAGCUGCGGCCGGUUCGUCCCGCGGGCCGUCCUCAUGGACCUGGAGCCCGGGACCAUGGACAGCGUCCGGUCCGGGCCAUUCGGUCAGAUCUUCCGGCCCGACAACUUCGUCUUUGGGCAGUCGGGCGCCGGGAAUAACUGGGCGAAAGGGCACUACACCGAGGGGGCUGAGCUCAUAGACUCCGUGCUUGAUGUUGUCAGGAAGGAAGCUGAGAACUGCGACUGCCUCCAGGGAUUUCAAGUUUGCCACUCGUUGGGAGGUGGCACAGGAUCUGGCAUGGGAACACUGCUGAUAUCCAAGAUAAGAGAAGAAUACCCUGAUCGGAUGAUGCUGACUUUCUCCGUAUUCCCUUCACCCAAGGUCUCUGAUACUGUGGUGGAGCCCUACAAUGCAACCCUCUCUGUGCACCAGCUCGUUGAGAAUGCCGAUGAGUGCAUGGUCCUCGACAAUGAGGCUCUUUAUGAUAUCUGUUUCCGAACUCUCAAGCUCACUACCCCUAGUUUUGGAGAUUUGAACCACUUAAUAUCAGCAACAAUGAGCGGCGUGACCUGCUGCCUCCGUUUUCCCGGCCAGCUCAACUCCGACCUCCGGAAGCUAGCUGUCAACCUUAUCCCCUUCCCUCGACUGCACUUUUUCAUGGUCGGUUUUGCCCCCCUCACAACACAUCUCGAUUCACCAGUUACCCCGCCGGAAUCUGCGCGUUUUGAGCCCAUUAAAGCUAGGUUUCUGUACGGCCCUUCAUCCUGUGUUUCUUCGAGGAAGUCUUUGAUUUCGAGCUUCAGAGCAGAUCGUACGAUGGCCAGCCAAUCAGAUUCGCCUCAAUCUGUGCAUGGUUUCACUGUUAAGGAUGCCAAAGGGAAUGAUGUCGAUUUGAGUACAUAUAAGGGAAAAGUCCUUCUAAUUGUCAAUGUCGCAUCACAAUGUGGCCUGACCAAUUCAAAUUACACCGAGUUGACUAAGUUGUAUGAGAAGUACAAAGAUCAAGGUUUGGAGAUAUUGGCAUUUCCAUGCAACCAGUUUGGCUCACAAGAGCCCGGUACAAACGAACAAAUUCAAGAGUUUGCUUGUACUCGUUUCAAGGCCGAGUACCCCAUAUUCGAUAAGAUUGAGGUAAAUGGUUCAAAUGCUGCUCCACUAUACAAAUAUAUGAAAUCAGUCAAAGGUGGGCUCUUCGGGGACAGCAUCAAAUGGAACUUCUCUAAAUUUCUUGUUGACCAAGAGGGUCAUGUUGUUGACCGAUAUGCUCCGACUACUUCCCCUCUCAGCAUAGAGAAGGACGUCAAGAAAUUGCUGGAGAAAGGUGCAAAGAACUGA
Molecule: messenger RNA, 1476 nt
Organism: Striga hermonthica
Lineage: Eukaryota; Viridiplantae; Streptophyta; Magnoliopsida; Lamiales; Orobanchaceae
Source: the annotation of a GenBank genome assembly